Molecule: messenger RNA, 3663 nt
Organism: Mus pahari (shrew mouse)
Lineage: Eukaryota; Metazoa; Chordata; Mammalia; Rodentia; Muridae
Gene: Trim5
Product: tripartite motif containing 5
Exons: 8
Coding region: 317-1813 (498 amino acids)
Molecular function (GO): zinc ion binding; protein binding
Source: RefSeq, a predicted model, not a curated record
CAGAAGGUAACUUUCUCAGUCGGUGGAGCCCUGCAGGCUUAUGCAAAGGCAUCUCAUUGGUCUGUAGAGUUGUGGUUUCUGUUUCUAUUCCAGCGCCGAAACUUUCGUUUCUCUGGCUUGGAGUCGAAAAUACCUUGAAGUUCUGGAUUGGUGAGUUGAUUCUCCCUGGUUUACAACUUUCUGGCGUCUGAUAACGGGCUGAGCAAUUUUAGGGGGAAGACUUUUGAAGACUUUGAAAAGAGAACAUUGAUUUUGUUUGGGCACCUGAGCAGAAGUGCGAGGAGUCAGGACAGUCAGACACAGGAUCACAGCAACUAUGGCUUCACAAUUCAUAAUGAAUAUAAAGGAGGAGGUGACCUGUCCUAUCUGUCUGGACCUGAUGGUGGAACCCGUGAGUGCAGAUUGUGGUCACAGCUUCUGCCAAGCCUGCAUCACACUGAACUAUGAAUCCAUCCAAUGCAAUAAGGAAGAGUUCAUUUGCCCUGUGUGCCGAGUUAGUUACCUGUUUAGGAAUCUGAGGCCUAAUCGAUAUGUGGCCAACAUAGUAGAGAGGCUCAAAGAGGUCAAGCCUAACCCAGAAGAGGAGCAGAAGGAGUUUAAGUGUGCAAGGCAUGGAGAGAAACUCCAGCUCUUCUGUAAGAAGGACAUGAUGGCCAUUUGCUGGCUUUGUGAGCGAUCUCAGGAGCACCGUGGUCACAAAACAGUUCUCGUUGAAGAGGUGGCCCAGGAGUACAAGGAGCAGCUGCAGGUAGUUCUGCAAAAGCUGAUGGCAGAUAAGAAAGAAUUUGAGAACUGGAAAGAUGACCUUCAGAAGGAAAGAACUUACUGGGAGAAUCAAAUACAGAAAGAUGUGGAAAAUGUUCAGUCAGAGUUUAAACGAAUGAGGGAUAUCAUGGACUCUGAGGAGAAGAAUGAAUUGCAGAAGCUGAUGCAAGAGAAGGAAAACAUUAUCAACAACCUGGCAGAAUCUGAAAAUCAGCAUGCUCAGCAGAGCAAGUUGCUAGGAGACUUCAUCUCAGAUGUGCAACAUCAGUUACAGUGCUCAGACAUAGAAAUGCUGCAGGGUGUGGAGAACAUCAUAAAACGGAGUCAUACUUUUUUGAUGAAGAAGCCCAAAACCAUCCCCAGGGAACAAAGAAGAGUGUUCCGAGCCCCGAAUCUGCAAGGCAUGCUGCAAGUGCUUCAAGAGGUCACAGAGGCCCAACGCUACUGGGUUCAAGUGACGCUGGUUCAAAACAACAAUCCAAACAUUGCCAUUACUGCCGACAAAAGACAAAUACGAUAUGAAGACCAUCAAGCAAGAAAUCUUGAACAUGGGUGUGAAAACUCUCAUGAAGGUGUCCUGGGACACCCAGCUAUCCAAUCAGGAAAACAUUACUGGGAAGUAGAUGUGUCUGGAAAAGGUGCUUGGGUUCUGGGGUUAAGUGAUGGAAGCUACCUCUUCAAUCCAAUAUUUCGUUCAAAUGCUGAAAGAGACCAUUUAUUUCGUAGGGGGAUUAGGAAUGAUUCACAUUAUCAACCAAAAUAUGGCUUCUGGGUUAUAGGGCUUUGGGGAAAGUCAGUGUAUAGUGCUUUUGAGGAGUGUCCUUUCACAGACAAGCCCAGGGUCUUGACCCUGUCUCUGAUGGUCCCGCCCUGUCGUAUUGGUGUUUUCCUUGACUAUGCAGCUGGUACUCUUUCGUUUUACAAUAUUUCCAACAAUGGAACUCUUAUCUACAGAUUCUGUACAGCUUCCUUUCCUGAUAGAGUUUUUCCAUAUUUUAAUCCCACGGGAAGUUCAGAGCCAAUGACAAUAUGCUGGCCAGACUCUUAACAUUUGCCUGUUUAUGUGCAGGGUCUCUGGCUCUGAUAUGUAUGUCAUAUGCCUGAGUUCAUCAGUACCAUUUUUUCUCUGUCUCUCUCUCUGUCUCUCUCUCUGUCUCUCUCUCUGUCUCUCUCUCUCUCUGUCUCUCUCUCUGUCUCUCUCUCUCUCUCUGUCUCUCCUGUCUCAAGUCUUUCUGUGUGAAUGUCUUUCAUUGGUAAACAGGAUAUAUUCAUUUCUCUGGGUCAGAUUCUUCUUAGCUUCUUUCAGUUUUGUUUUGUUGGUGGUGGGUUUUUUUUUUUUUUUUUGGUUUUUUUGUUUGUUUGUUUGUUUUAGGUGAAAAUAGUAAAUCACUUCCCAUUUAGUCAAGGACAAAUGCCUGAGUGCUCACUAUGUAAGAUAACACUGCUGCAAAGUUCUUCUCUUAUUCUUCACGCCAGAGAUGGAAGCCAAAGCCUUGUGCAUGGUGAGGAGGUGCUCCACCACUGAGCCCCUUACCUCAGCUCUGUCAGGUCGCGAUAACUUCAUCCUGCUCAUCAAGGAAAGAUUAAAGAAAGUUCUUCGACAACUUGUCUAUUCAUUCUGAAAAUUAUAUGUAGGGAUCUGUGGUUAAGAAAUGUACCCUUAGCUGUAAGCCAGUUUUACCAGGAUGCAUCUUCAUCAAAAAUUGAAGAAGCAUCACAAUGAGGCACACUGUGUUCUCACUCAGGCAUCAUGUGUGCCCAAAGUAGAAUGAUCAGGGAAUGUUAAUAUGGCCCCUGCUCAUGUGUGACGUGAAUUUAUGAAGCAUUCCAUAUUUUGAAAGAGCAUUGAUAGUCUAAAUCAUGUUAGAGAGGAGGGAGGGGGAAUGAAAAAAAGAAAGAAAGUAGGCACUGUGUCCAGUGUAUCUGAGCUCCAGUCAUGGUUCCAAAUGUGUCAGCAGUGCAGCAUGACUAGCACACUUAACGGAUGUGCUUAUUUUCGUACUCCGCCUCAAGCCAGUAUGAGAAAUGCACCAGUGGGGAAUAGUGCUUGUCAACAAGCCUGGGCACUUGAGUUCAAUUCCCUGCACGUAACUUCCACACGUAUGUUGCAGCAUGUAGAGGCCCAGACAUGUACACAAACACAAAAUGUACAAAUAUAAUUUUUUUCAUGAAAAGAAACUCGGUAAGGAUAGAGCAUCCAGUGAAUUAUAUCAGCGUUUAUUCUGUUAAUUACUGUGAGAUACAUGCUGUGUUAUAGUGUCCCAUGAAACCAUGGGAAAAAAAAAACAAGGGUUAGCUUUCCUGAAGUCUUAUUACUAGACCCUAGAUAACUAUUUUAAUGACCUGACAAUUCCAGCAUUUUUAUGGAGGUGUGUGUGUAUUCUUAGUGAUCACUUACUUUAGUCACAAUAAGGACCCCAAAUGAAUAUGAAUAAGGUGAUUCAUAUUAUUUUUAGUAAUAAUGGCAAUAGUACAUUUAUCUUUUGGUGUAUUGUAAAACAUAAAUAAAAGUUAUUACUAAGGAUUUACAUUGUUUCAGGCAUGUGACUGGCAGUCCAGUAUGGUGUCUUAUUUAUUUGGGAGACCUUAUCACUGUGACUAAAUUAAAUGAUCAUUAAGAUCGUGCAUCAGAACCUUGCAUGGGAGCUCAUACCUGCCAUCCUGCAUCUGGGAAGUUGUGGUAGGAAGAUUGCUCUGUAUUUGAAACCACCCUUAUAUACAGAGUAAGAUGCUGUUUAACAUAAUAAAGAAUAUAUAUUGGUUUACUUCAAAACUACUGCAUUAUGUUUUAAGAAAUGGAAUGACUAGAUUGCAGAACUGCCGGUUUUUGGUUGUUUUCACAAUGUGUAAAUGCUUUUGUUUACUAAAAAUAAAUGCUCUUAACUUCAUAGCUGUCCA